Messenger RNA from Trypanosoma brucei brucei TREU927, 9669 nucleotides. RefSeq lists its product as hypothetical. Bases 1 to 9669 code for a protein of 3222 amino acids. The transcript has a single exon. The record is from RefSeq and is a predicted model, not a curated record. NCBI's taxonomy places the organism in Eukaryota, Euglenozoa, Kinetoplastea, Trypanosomatida, Trypanosomatidae.
AUGCAAGGGGAAGAAAACUUGAAAGGGGCCACUAAGUGUUUGGCCGCGUCCCCCAGUGAGGAGACAGUGGAUCCCUUAGCUCCACCUUCGCCUUCAAGCUCAACCACUUCGAAUCGGAUCCAUUCAGUCAGUGAAGCUGAGAGGUUUUACCGUUCGGAGUGUGCGCGCAUUGGAAUAAAUGUAAACAACGCGUUUGUAAAGCAAUUACGAGCCGGGUCGACAGUUUUCAACUUUGAUAACGGCUACUUGGGUGAACGCGGUAUCAUCCCUAUUCUCACAACACUACAGCGCCUUUCCGUUGCGAGUUUGUCCAUGAGAGGAUGUAAGUUGACUGCGGAAGAUAUCGCUCAAAUGUUGCAGUACCUUGGUUUUCACGAAACAUUGCAAAAGAUUGACCUACGUGACGUUCCAUUGAGUGUGAGCAGUGGACGUAAGCUCUUCGCCCUCGCAUUAAAAAACAAUUGCUUGACGGAAAUCCUAUUGGACAAGGACACACCCAAGUACCUGUCUAUACAACGGCAGUGCUUUUCCAAUGCGAACAUGAAGUUAGUGGCUUCCCGUUGUUUGGUUUGCAACAGGGCUGUCAUCUAUUCCCCUGACCAAAGGGUUGAAGGACAGAUUCUCCUGGCGCUUUCGAAGGCACUCAUGAAUCGUGGAGAGAGUUACUGCGAGGUUGCGCUGGGAGUUUUGUUUCGGACCUUGCUCGUAUGCUGUGAUACGAACAAUGGUGUGUUAUUCAUAUGCUCUUAUGAAUGCAAGAAUAAACUGAGCGAUGAUAUCGUGAUCAUGAUUGAGAGUGUGUUGAGCGAGCACCUCCACGGUGUUAAGGGCACUUGUCCUCGGAAUACAACGUUGCAGCGCUGUCUGGUAGACAAUGUCGCUAGACUGGAGAGAAAGCGCGUAAAUUCAGAAAAAUUGAACGCUGAGGGCAGUACGAAAGUGGUAAACCCGUUAUCGUCUGCCUCAUCGGGAGCCACACGGUGUUUCGACAGCUCGUCAGCUGACAGCAGUGACGCUGAGGAGAUGCAUAGGAAGAACCAUGACGAUGCGGAUGCGUGUAGCGUAUGUGGAAAUCACACUCUAUGUUUGUCCAAUGGUGCGUAUAGAUUCUUAUCUCAACUCCAUGAUGACGUAACGGUGGACUGUUAUCUGCGACCGUCGGCGCUUCUUCACUUGUCAAGAGUAAUGAUAAAACACCAAAGGUUCAAACCUUGCUCUCAACUGUGCGUGCAGCAUCUUGUACGAUUUGGGUUGUAUAGCUAUGGCGGUGUGCAGGUUACGAACAGUAUGACCGGCAUAAGUCUUUUAUCCUCGCUGGAUAUUCCGUUGACCCAGUUAUCAAAUGACGAUUUUUCUAUUAUCAACUUCGCUUCUGCCUACAUUGACGAUGCGGCUGGGGAAGACACCUGUUGUGCACUUACUGUUGCGAGCGCGAUGACGGAUAUCGAGGGUGUGGCUAUUGAUCCAUAUAUGAUCUAUGCGGUUGGUCGUUUCUUAGCUAAGAUACCUCCCACUUCUUUGGGAAUGGAGUUGCGGCAUGCGUGUGAAGUGGCGCUGAUGGUCGGUUGCCUUCCUGUGGAAUCGGCACCGUUUAACCGUCGAAAAGAAAGACCCACACGAGACUUUUAUUAUCUAUGGGAAAAGUGGUGUAAGGUAGCUGACAUGGAGACUUUGGUUCGAGCUGCAUUUUCGCGACGUCGUCAAGGGUUGUUUAUUGUCGAUGGCCCUCACUCGAACUUGUUUGACAACACACGGGCUGUUUUGUGGGCGUUUCGUAAAAUGCGGCGAUCAAUACUUAUCGUCAUGCGCUUUUGCGUAGAGUGGCUCGCACUGCCGAACGGUGUGAUACCAAAUGAAUCGCCCAUGGGUCGUUCAUUUCACACGACCCUUAAGGUCGUUGGGCAGACAAACAUACACAACACCAUCUAUGUUAUCUGCCAAAGCAACUUCGGGGAGAAUGUGGGGAAUCGUGGAUUCUUUUACGUGCCCCGCAGUGUUUUUAACCUCUAUGUAUCCAGUGACGCGUGUAUUUUUGUUGAUUCCAAUGUCUUUGCUUUGAGCAACGGUGAGAAGAUUUCACUGCACGCCUCGCGGUACCUUCCGAAGAAAGUUAUUGGCAUAGUGGAGAACUGUCAAGUGCUCCAUGAAGCUUUCAACUACAUGAGCGAUAUUUGCCUGUCAACCGACGGUGGGGGGCUUGAAGGCUCGAGAGUUUUCUCGGAAGCUAUUCGGUUUCCACCUGCGUUACUUUUCUUUGCAUACCGCACGGGUGAGUGCCAUAUUUCGCAAAGUCAAUGGAAACUUCUGCGAACGCUGCGACAGCUUUGUCUCACUGAAAGUACUCGCUCCCUUGUUCUCUUUUACCUGAGCGAGGUACUUGGUCCUAACGCAGUGGAAUGGGUUGCUCGGCUUCUACAUGAUUUGGUGAAUCUUCCACCCUAUCCAGCACGUCUACAGAUGGGCAGUGGGACGGCGACUCGUGAACAUGUCCGGGAACGCAGCGGUGAUAUUGAGUGGAAUCAAGUUAUGGGGUUACUCUCAGAGUCUACAACUAUGCUCACCUUGUCUUCGUCUCUUCCCGUAGAUCGUGUGGAAAAAAAACGUUUGACUAAGCGUGUGUCCAGGCCGGCGAACCGCAAGAAAGAUGCCCCUAUCAUAACACAAGAUCCAUUUCAUGAGGAUUUGUUGGGUAUGUGGUCCUUUAUGAGGAAAGAGGCGGAAUCGCAAAGGAAGUCUGGGGGACGUUCUAAACCCAACGGAGGUCGGUUGGUGCUUCCCUUGUCAGCACAAAUGGAAAAAGGGAUUACUGCACGGGCGUUAGCACAGGAACCUGAGGUUGUUCCGCCAUCACUCAUCGGUGAAACAUGGCAUUCCAUUUGUCUUUGCACAAAGGAUGGAAAUUUGACCGAAUAUGCUCUGUUUUUUAUCAAAGACCACGUGUGUUGUUUCAACGUGGAGAAUCGUUCCAUGAAUAUUCCCUUACAACCCAUGUCCAAGACGUUGGGGCUGAACAGUUUUCCUUUUAUGGGUGGAUUUGAUUGUGCCUUCAAUUCCCCAGUCAACCCACGAACUGCAUAUUUUUUUUGUGGUGAGGAGUGGUUGGAGUGGGAUAGCUACCGCCAGAGGUGUAGUGGUGGUUUAUUCAAAUUGAGGUGUCACAAACAGUUUCGAUCGCUACCAGAAAAGUUUCUUUCAGGAAUUAAUGCCGCUGUUCCGGUGGCAAACACGCCGCUCGUGUUUUUCUUCUGUCAGCUUGAAUACGUUGUGUUCAACAUCACGGAAAGGUGCCUUGUUGGAGGACCGAUGCGAGUUGGGGAUCAUGGGAAGGGUAACGCAGGUGAAACCAUAUUCGGACCGUCACUGUCGAAAGUGUUUCCUCACGGCCCAAUGGCGACGAUGCUGAUGUGGGAGAAAAGUGGUGAAACGGAAGAGAGCCAAGAGCAAGAGGAUAAUAAUAACAAUAAUUGGGCGAGCAUGGGGAGUAUUAGGUCUACAAGGGAAGAGAGUUUGGUGGGGACAACGGCAAAGAUCAGUGCAAACAACAAUAACGGUGACGGAAAGGGGAGCUCCAUUACACAUGAGAAGGAGAUGGUGGUGAUGCUUAUUGGUCGCUGUGGACGUGUUGCAACCGUAAAAAACUUCAUUUACUCCCCUGACGCGAAGUGCGAGGUUCGGUUUGAGACCAUUCCUUCUUCCGUUUUGUCGAGACUGCCGAUGGCGUUUCGACAAAAUACGAUGACAGCACUUGGCAGUAUAUGUAGAACGGUGCUGGAAACAGAGUGCAGUGUUCACGAUGUUAUUUUAUGUGAUGCUCAUCGAAGCGUUCACAGGGAGUGUACAGUUACAAGUACUCUUACUCAGAGUGCGGAGUGCGCAGAAAACCUUCUGUCAGUUGUGUUACCCCAUAACUUUACCACGGUCGCACCGCUCCUGUGUGAAAGUGCGGUGUUUGUACAAACUGAGGAGAGUUUGUUGGGAGAACCUUCCCAGACUAUCGAGGUUCGGUACGAUCCUAUGAAUCCCUGCGCCUUCGGCGCGCUCGUGAUUGUACUGAAUCUGUCGUGCAUAGAACCCCGAGUUCUUCAGGUCGCGCCCGUUGAAGUCCUUCUCGAGAGUAGUGAUGACGGGAUCGCGUAUGUAAGACACGCACAUUUCUUUAUUACAUCAUCAAUCACACCUGUUUGUUGGGGCGUAUCGCAUGUAGGGUGCGUUUGGCGUGUGCGCUUCGUCAGCAAACUGCCUGUUGGCACGGGCGUUGUGCGUCUUCUUCUGUACGAGGUAAUGCACGUUGUUGGAACUAUACCUGUCGAUCCCACCGUUGCACUACCGCCAUUGGAGUCUACGUUGGUGACAAUCGAUGCACCCUGUCUCCUUUCGCCAGCAAGGGAUAUAUUAAACUGUUUGACACCUGGUGCCGUUUUCACAACGUCGACAAGUGCAGGUUGGUUCGAGCGGCAUUGCAUACUUCCUCUUCUUCCAAAUGGGGAUUUCUGCCUGUUGUUCUGCGGCCCUCACUUUGUUGAAUUAGAUUGUUCCAAUGGUGUUGUGGUUGGCCAUCGUGCGGUACCGAUAGCAGCCCAUCCUGCAUUUGAUACACUGCCUGCACCAUUCCUGAGAGGGGUUAACGCGGCAUUUUAUCCCAACGUGAGGACCCCCAACAUCGUCGCGUUCAUUAGCGGAAGUCAUGUUAUUUUAUGGGACAUUGAGAAGGGGGCAUUCGCAUCUGGGGGUGGUGGUGUUCAAAGCGCUGCGACGAUGUUUAAAGAUUUGCCAUGGAAGAUGGAGGAAGUGGAGAAUAUUGUCCAGAUAUGGAGCCAACCGGAGGAGGUCUUUGUUAUCAAGUCCCCUCAUGUUCUUCGCUGGAACAUCGUAACAUCGGAACUUGUGGAGGGACCAAUGAGGUUGAGCAACUCAACCUAUUUCCGUCAUCCUGCCUUUGAGGGUAAAAAGAUUCUCUGCGCCGCUUCGUUCCCGAAAUAUCCAACCCGUUUUUAUACAUUUUGUGAGGACCUUGUGGCAGCGCUUGACGUGGAGACACAAGGGAUAACUAACCUAACGGAGGCUAAGCCUGUCUCUCAAUCAGAAGUAUUUUUCCCCGUUACGUGGUAUUUGAGAUGGGGAAUAAGGCGGCACGACUGUGUCAUCAAUCUUGACUUUAAAAAUUACCAAAAGCUGUUGGUUGGGGUGACUAUGCAGAGCUCAGAACCAUGCGACGAUAACUGGGUGGUGGAGUGCAGCGAUGAUGGUGUUCUAUGGCAAACGGUGGGAAGACAUCAUCAAAUAACUAGUCGGUGUCGGACAAUUUGGGGGAGUGAGAGGGUUGGACACCAUUCACGGAGGUUCUGGCGUUUCAGUUUGGAAUGUGAGGAGGUGGACAGUCGGCACGAAUAUCCCGUAUUGUAUUUCCAUAUGUUGCUUCUUACAGUUUCUUCGGUUUCUUCCAGAGUUUUGCCGGUAAGAGUUGCUUGCAGCGGUACAUUGAAUGGACCCAUGUCUUCGCUAUUCGUUGAUGAUAAGGUCACAGUUGCGUUCGAAAACCCCGUCGACGAGAGCGGGGCUACUAAGGUUGUCAGACAGCACCUCAUAGUAGACUAUGGGGAAAGGGAACCGUCUGACGUCAUGGAGUUUUCAUGUAUUUGUGUUGGAAAACCGCGACCUGUGAUGUGGAUCAUAUCCUGCAGUUCAAAUGGUGAACAGUGGGAGGUAUGCGGCACGUGGCACAGUCAUGACCACUAUUUCAGAGCUGCAUGGCAUCCCAGGGGACCCCGUCGAUUCUGGAGCGUAGAACUGGAGGCACGGGAACAAAGCACGAUAUACGAAAACUUAACUUUCUUCGAGUAUACGGGUCCGUCCGUUUAUUUGGAGGACUCUUUGUAUCUAAGCUGUUUAUUGGAUCCCUUCGUACUGUGUGAAGUGGGGUCCUCCGGUGAUACUGUGGCAAACGUGGUUGUGCCGGCAGAAGUUGGGUCGUCAAUAGUUCUUGACAGCAAGCAAGACGCCACGCAAGUUGUUGGUGUCUGCAUGAUAUGCCAUGAAAACAAAAGUCCCUACACUGCGUUCGUGGUUGAGUGUAGCUCCGAUGCGGUAGAGUGGCGAGGUGUUGGGGUAACGUUUAAUCUUCGGGGUAACUUAGCGCAGGCAGCAUGGGAUGUAAGCGAUUGUUGUCAGUAUUGGCGACUUCGGGUCACACAGCGUGUGGGAACUUCGCCGCUAAGAAUAUGUAGCAUACGAUUCGACACCCCAAAACCAACCCUUUACCACCAUGUGGACUCAAAGGGAGAUAUUGCAGCCGGCUCAAGUGGAAAGGACCUGAACCUGAGGGGAAAUUGUACCGAGGUAGUUGCUGUUGAGGCGGAGUUGCCGCCACUUUCUUCAUUUGUAGUUGAAAAGCGUUCUGUUGACGGUUCCUCGUGGCAAGCGGUUGCUACGCUGAGGAACGAUGACAGUGCAGAUUCUCGGAAGGUGCGCCAAGGGUGGAAACCACGAGGAAUGUCGUCGCACUGGCGGCUUCGACCCGUUCUUGCAGAAGAUAAUCUGGAGGAAACGUGUUUCAGUUCUAAAUCAGGGCCUUUUAUAAGUUGGAAAAAGGAGUGCGAUGUCCAAGCUGAAUGGUAUUCUUUUAUCGGUAAAGCAUUCGUUCGCUACGACUUCUCCAAGGCGCCCGAUGUGAAAAUGGCAGUAGAAAAAUUCGAUGAAGUGCGGUUGCCGAUAUUUUUGUCUGAUAACAAUGCAAAAACUGUUGUAUUGCGUUCGCGUGGGAUGGAAACGGAAGCCUCUGUUUCAUGGUUUUUUGACAGCGAUACAUCUCCACAUUUCAAGCAGGUGUUUGUCAACGGCCGUGUUGAAACCAAUCCCGACGCAGAGGCGGAAUUAGAAAAAUUAGCAGCAUUGGAGGUGACUUCCGCUUCUUCUCCACGAGCUCCCAAGAAAACCGGGAAGAAAAUCAGUAAGGCUUCAACUGCUCAACAGGAGGAGAUCGUUAAAGCUAUAGAGAUGGAAGAAGAGGUGUUGGUUAUAGUUGUUGAGACAAGUAACAAUGGAGUAGAUUACGUCCCCGUGGCGGAGAGACCCUUCUCGCCAAAAGGAAACUCAUUGUCCUUCUUUGUAGACACUCCAACAUCAUACUGGCGAGUGAGAUUCAAGGGGAUCCCCAAAGCGUCAUUUCUUGAGCUUUUUGAAGUGUUUUGGUCACUCGAGAAAGGCGCAAGGACAAAAUUAUCAUCCCUUUUACGGUGUCCACUCAGUGACAGCAUGUACGAGACGUGGAAAAAUGCUGCCUAUAGCCAUGAAGACGAAUUUUGUCAACAGUGCCGUGCAGGCUACGAUCAAGCAAGGAGCGUUGUUAGUGGCCUCCGUGAGCCUGAGGACAUUGAACACCAUGGGCGUAUCGCCCAAUACUUCAUGCGGUUUAAAUCAGAAUAUAUUGCGUUUCAGAGUAAAGUGUUUAGGAAUGCGUCCAAGGCAAAGAACCUUCCGGACAACAAGUACAUAUCCACGGAAAGGCGCUCCGGAAACGAUUUCAUGUAUUUACUGCAUGCGGUAGCAGAAAGGUACUCCUGUGGCGUGGAUAAGCUGAACAUGUUAAUUGCUAAUCCAAUGUUGGUGUCUCGUGAUUUUUCCAUCGAAAAGGAAAGCGUUUCGUGGUUUUAUCCAAAGAUUGUGGAGGGUGGUACGCUAGCAGAGAGCUUUUACGGAUUCCAUAAUGCUCGUGCUUUCGUAAUCAUUUUGUGGAGCAUGUCUCUGCACGUACAGAGAAACACGGACUUGCUGGUUACAAAAAAAAUCAAUGCAUUAAAUGAGCACGUUGCGUCGGUGAUGGUAUUAGUGGAAAUCAAGGAAAUCAACUGGCUGGCCAUUGAACACUUCCCUAGACUACCUCUACUCUAUCAUGUCGGGUUCUCCGGUCAACCGGUACUCAUUGCGUUUACACUCAAUACGUUAGUGUUCACGCCGAGGUACCGACUGACGUUUCCUGGGUGCUCUCCAUUACCCCUCAACCACCAAAUGCAGCUGUUUCCUGGCGUGAAUUUUAUCCGCCGCACCUCCCUCGCAACUUGCCCAUGUCCCAUUUUCGACAAACUGCUACUGCUGUACACCCUGCAGUUUUUGGAAAAUACGAAAACGGAAAUAAUUCUUUCUGCGCCAACGAUGGAUAGCCCUAAUGCAACCGUUCGGUUCACGUUACCAGGGAAUGAUAUCAACUUUGGCUUACGAGGUUUGGUGAUUGGAUAUAUGGUGUUUGAGAUUGAGCUUUGUAUGAAAGCUACGAAUGUUGAUCCAUCGGAAAUGGCAUUGCCAGUAACGGAGCAUAAGAGAAUAAACUUUGUAUCGUAUGACACGCAAUUUGAUAGUGGUGAGGGGACGGAACCCAUUAUUGAAUUGACGUUGGCCGGCAGCAUUGGUUACCCUGAUGAACAGAUUUUGAUCUCGGGAAUGUCACCCAGUGCGCGAUAUGAUAUCGGGGAUGUCUUUCCUGAUGCCUUUAUCAGUGAUUUAAGCAUUAACUUUAACGCCGUGCUAGGACACCAGCCACAGUCUUUCCUACAACCGACUGUUAACUUGAGUGGUACAUUGGUGGUGCCAGCCUGCGGUAGUUUUGUUUGUCGCCUUCAGCGUGUUGCACUAAACCGGAAUUUUGAGUCGCUAUCCAUGGAAGUGUCUGAAAUGCCGCUUGCAAGUCUUGUUACACUGAGCGACAAACUUGUUGGGUCAUUGCAAAAAGGUGUUGAUGUGAGCUGGAUGGAAGGUAUUCCUAUGUACUUCUCUCUUGAGCUCCAGUUGGAGUAUGUUGAGCGUCGGCUGACAGGACGGGGUACCUUCACGUUGGAUGGAAUCGAAGGGGACGUCUUAGUCACUUUAUCAACUCAAGGUUUUGGUGCUACGGGUAAUUUCAAUACAGUGCGCAUUGGUGCUGUUUGCUUGCAGGGAAAAGAUGAAAGACAUCAAGUCCUUGUAAAUGUGGCUUCCUUAGCUAACGGGCACUUGAGUGUGCGGUUGGAUGGCUACAGUUAUUUGUUCGCACCACGCCCGUAUCCAACGAGAGUGGAGAUAUCGCAGAGGGGCGUGGUGUGUAUCUCAACAGGGGUCUUUUAUGAUGUUUGCAUUGAGGAAGAUUCUAUUUUCCCGUCAAAAAAAUACGCCAACGUUCUUCUAUCGAAAGAUCUCUUUUCCAAAUGUCUUGAAGAGGAGUUGCGUGAGAUACCGUUGAUCACGGCACUCUUGGCGAAAGGCGUGGAGUUCUCUUUUGUGGUAGAUGAUGUGUUUGCACCCCAGUGCAUGCUAGAGCGGCAACUUGUGUUUAUUACCGUGAGGGGAGUGCUGAUGGGGUGUUACUUCGAUGUUACGGUUCCCGUAACACAACCUGAUAACACCGUGGAGGAGGCGAAGAAAAUAAGCAAGGAACUUCUACCGCGGGUUAUAGAGCAAUGUGACAUGCCGCUAUGGGCACUUUACCACAUGUUCGUUGGUUGCGUUGAAAGGUGCGGGUCUGCGGCUUCAGGUGGGGAGGGCGGUGAUGCUGAUGAUAACAACAGUGACGGCACGAAUUUGUCUGUGGAGGGAAGCGCUUCUCGUCCCCAGCGGGGUGACACAUCCAGAAGGCAGUGUGAUGGUGUGUUUCUUUCUCGGUGGAUCCAGCAAGAGCGCGGCGUAUUCGAGGAGGGGUUGUAG